Messenger RNA from Acaulospora morrowiae, 1548 nucleotides. The record is from the annotation of a GenBank genome assembly. NCBI's taxonomy places the organism in Eukaryota, Fungi, Glomeromycota, Glomeromycetes, Diversisporales, Acaulosporaceae.
AUGGAAAUUGAAUCGACAGAUAUAAUCCGAUUAAUCCUUCAAUUUUUGAAAGAGAAUAACCUUCCGAACAGUUAUGCAGCCUUACAGGAAGAAACUACAAUCGCUCUAAACACCGUCGAAUCUAUAGAAGCCUUUACAAAUGAAAUUAUUCAAGGACAUUGGGAUAUUGUUCUAAAAACAGUUUCCAACCUGAAAAUCCCCCAGCGAAAGCUAAUUGAUCUUUACGAGCAGAUUGUAUUGGAACUUAUAGAAAUGCGUGAGUUGGGUGCGGCAAGGACCUUUUUAAGACAGACCGAUCCAAUGCAGUCCUUGAGGGAUCAUUAUUCUGAACGUUAUUUACAUCUCGAACAUCUCCUUUCUCGGACUUGGUUUGAUUCUAAAGAGGCAUACCCACCUGGAGUGACGAAAGAGAAGAGACGCCAGACCAUUGCCCAAGCUUUGUCCAACGAGGUGACCGUUGUGCCUCCAUCAAGGUUGCUCUCACUUCUUGGACAAUCACUGAAAUGGCAGCAGCAUCAGGGAUUGCUCCCACCGGAUGCUGCCUUUGACCUUUUUAGAGGUUCUACUCUCACGGCAAAAGCGGAAGAUGACGCGGUUCCCACAAAGUGUUAUACUACUAUUAAGUUCCCAAAAAAGCAACACGCGGAAUCAACUGCGUUUUCUCCCGAUGGGCAAUAUUUGGUUAGCGGUAGUGUAGAUGGUUUUAUUGAGAUAUGGAAUUUUUUGACAGGUAAAAUUCGGAAAGACUUUAAAUAUCAAGUGGAGGAUAACCCUAUGAUGAUGGAAGAUCCAGUUUUAUGCUUGAGUUUUAGUCGUGAUAGCGAAAUGCUAGCUUCAGGCGCACAAGAUGGAUGCAUAAAGAUUUGGAAAAUCAGCACAGGUCAUUGUACUCGGAGAUUCUCCCCAGCACAUAGUCAAGGGGUGACAUCAGUAUGUUUUAACCGUGACGGCAGUCAAGUAUUAAGUUCCAGUUUUGAUCAUACUGUUAGGCUCCAUGGACUAAAAUCGGGGAAGACGUUAAAAGAAUUUAGGGGACACACAUCUUUUGUUAACAAUGCAAUAUUCUCGUAUGAUAUGACAAAAAUAAUAAGUGCUAGCAGCGAUGGAACUGUGAAAAUUUGGGAUGUCAAAUCGACAGAGUGUUUACACACGAUAACGCCUCGCGGAGAACAGGCGACUGCGACUAUUUCAGGCGGAGUGACCGUCAAUUGUGUUGUUCAGAUGCCGAAAAACAUGGAUCAAAUUAUAGUAUGCAACAAGAGUUCAACAAUCUUUUUGAUAAAUGUGAGAGGACAGAUUGUUAAAACAUUUACAUCCGAUAAGAAAACUGGUGGUGACUUCUUAAGUUGUACGGUUUCACCACAAGGCGAAUUUAUUUAUUGCGUAGCGGAGGACUCAAAUUUAUAUUGUUUUAAUGUUCAAAAUGGAAAAUUAACAACAACAUUGAAGUUAUCGGAUUCCGAAAUAAUUGGCAUUUCGCACCACUCGUUUUCUAAUAUUUUGGCAACAUACGCAGAUGAUGGUAUCAUUUCCCUUUGGAAACCAUAA